AUGUCGCGGGCUCAGGUUCCGUUUAGUAACACUGCAUUCAACUCUCUUCCCAUUGAACUCAACAAGGCCAUCAUCCACUACCUUGACGACGACAAGGACAUCGCGACAUACCGGUUGAUAUGCCGCGCUACAAAUGAUGCCGUCGAUGCCGACCUUCAGUCCUGUUGGCGUGCAAAGUUCCGUGAGAAGUAUGAUUUUUUGGAGGGCACAGCCAACAACCAGCUGCGGCGCAUGUAUCAGCGCCGGUCCAAGCUGCUGCGAUGCGGCACCAAAUACGGCUUCUUUCGUGGCCAUGGUAAAACCGAGGCCCGGGUUGUGAAGAUGUUGAAAGAUCUAAUCAUUGAAUCCUUCCACGGAGCCACCGAAGUGGAUGAGCAUGGGCGUCUCCGUUGCAAGAACCAUGCUCACCUCAUUCAAUUCAUUCUCGAGUCCCGCCUGCUAAACAACGACCGACGACCCCCCACAGUCCGCCACGGCGAACCUGCCCACGUCGAUGAGACACUCGCAGCUGUCAAGCUGAUAUGCUCUCAGUUCAUCUUCGAUCUUCCAGGUCUGGAACACAAUGUAUUCGCAUUCGACGAGUCACAAUUUGCCGUUUAUCAGUCUGCCACCGAAUCUCCCAUCUUUCUGGACAACUACAAAAGGUUGAACUUGGAAUGGGUUCUCCACAGCAUGAAUUUCUUCCGUCACCACAUGAUGAACGAAGAAGCCCAAACCCUAUUCGACAAAAUCGAUGAGCUAGAUGCAACUCAGAAACCCUCGGCCUGGCGAGAACCUCUUCGUCAGGGCGCCUAUCCACUCAGCAGACACUGGAACGGUACUUACGCCUUCCUCGACCACUCCGAAGUCCAACGCCUCCGCAAGCAAGGCCCAGGCCAUGAAAUCUACAUUGACAAGAACGUCGACGAAGGCAAAAUUCAAUCCCUCGAACUCACUUUCGCAAAAACCACCCACCUCCCCAACGGCGGCCCCCUUCCCUGGCCCACCCUCUUCGAAUCCCGCCUACACUCCGUCCUCCCCUUCACCAGCGCCCAGCCCCUCAAAACACAAGCCCGUCACUCGCCCAAACAACCCCAAAACAUCCAUUUCAAAGGCUCGGGCCAAGACCUCGACGACGAAUACUGCGCUCUCGGCUGGCUCAACGCGCUCCCACCUCAAGGCGGUAUCCCAGGCUGGCAGCGUAUAACCUUCAUGAAGCAUUUCAGCGAUGAUUACGAGGAUCCUGAUCAGGACAAUCUUUGGGCGUACGAAGGCGUUGUGAUGCCCGGUGGGAGGAUGAUUUUGGGGAGAUGGUGGUUUGCGUCUGAGUCGGCGCUUACGCAGUUGGAUUAUAGUGGGCCGUUUAUUCUUUGGGCCGUGGAUGAACCGGACAUGGAUGGGGAGGAGUAG
This is a messenger RNA of Bipolaris maydis ATCC 48331, 1389 nucleotides long. RefSeq lists its product as uncharacterized. The record is from RefSeq and is a predicted model, not a curated record. NCBI's taxonomy places the organism in Eukaryota, Fungi, Ascomycota, Dothideomycetes, Pleosporales, Pleosporaceae. Gene Ontology annotation, molecular function: protein binding.